This is a messenger RNA of Lichtheimia ornata, 1068 nucleotides long. RefSeq lists its product as uncharacterized. The record is from RefSeq and is a predicted model, not a curated record. The transcript is spliced from 3 exons. NCBI's taxonomy places the organism in Eukaryota, Fungi, Mucoromycota, Mucoromycetes, Mucorales, Lichtheimiaceae. Gene Ontology annotation, molecular function: dioxygenase activity. The coding region runs from base 1 to 1068 and encodes 355 amino acids.
AUGGUCUUUGAUCCUCAACUCAAUAUCCCAAUCCUUGACUUGUCGCAAUAUCGACCUGGGGAUCCAUCAUCUCAAGCUGAUACGGAUUCAUUUCUUGAACAGCUACAUACAGCCAUGCGCGAUGUGGGAUUCUUUUAUAUCAAGAAUCAUGGCGUAUCUGAAAAAUUGCAACAGGAUUCACUUGAGCUUACAAAGACCUUUUUCGCUUUGCCCGUGGAAGAAAAGCUAAAGAUCGAAACAAUAAACUCCCCUCAUUUUCGUGGUUACGCACGUUUAGACUCAGAGACCACAAAUUACAAACAAGAUCAUCGAGAACAACUUGAUAUCGCUCGAGAGCAACCAGCUGUAUCCAUGGAUUCACCCUACUAUCUCCAUAUGCAAGGCCCAAACCAAUGGCCCAAGGACCCACCUGAGUUGAAGGAAACGAUUUUGGAAUUUAUGGAUGAGUUGACCAAAGUAGCCCGAUUGCUGCUAAGUGCUAUGGUCAAAAGUGUCAAGGUGAUUGAUCACGACAGCUUUAUGAACAUGUUUACGGAUGACGCGUGCACUGUACGCAUGAAAUUGGCAAGCUACCCUGCUGGCAGUGUUGAAACCACAAAGGAUGGUGGAUGGGGUGUUGGACCUCAUAAGGAUUAUGGCAUUGUCACGGUACUUUUUCAAGAUCAAGUGGGUGGGUUACAAGUUCAAACGCAUCAUGGCGAGUGGGUGGACGUUACGCCUAUUCCAAACACAUUUGUUGUAAACAUUGGUGAAGUCUUUGAACGUUUGACACGUAAACGUUUCGUUGCCACCACACAUCGUGUCAAGGUGAGCGAUAAGCAUCGUUAUUCAUUGCCUUUGUUCCUGGGACCUCGAUUGGAUGCACGUAUCCCAGAGCUUGUGGAUGAUGGAGAGCCAACAAAGGAAGUGACAGAUGUAAAGCAAGAUCAAUUACUGCAAGAUCCAAUCUACGGCGUGAACCAGAUCAAUGGGUACCUCCGUAGCCAUAAGCGUGUGGCGGCACGUUGGUAUCAUUAUGAUGAGCAGACCCAAGAAUGGAAACGGCGAAUGACACCAUUUAUUGCCUAG